Syngnathoides biaculeatus (alligator pipefish) is the source of this 3114-nucleotide messenger RNA. RefSeq names its product DENN/MADD domain containing 6B (gene dennd6b). Gene Ontology annotation, cellular component: recycling endosome. The transcript has 19 exons. The coding region runs from base 798 to 2912 and encodes 704 amino acids. Gene Ontology annotation, molecular function: guanyl-nucleotide exchange factor activity. The record is from RefSeq and is a predicted model, not a curated record. NCBI's taxonomy places the organism in Eukaryota, Metazoa, Chordata, Actinopteri, Syngnathiformes, Syngnathidae.
AGAAUGCGUUGGUUGAUUGGUUGAAGUUGAAAUGACUCCCGUAUUUGAAGUCUUGAUUACAAAUGUAUUCUCAACUUUCGAAAAAUGUACAAAGUAUGCGAGACUUCAUUUCAGUUCAACAUGUUCAACUGGUUUACUAUGCGUGAUAGGAAAAUCAAUGAAAAAGAUUCAUUAUUUGACAUUCGUCCGUUUGAAAAGCUGAACCAUUCAACGUUCUCAUUUUCGAGCGAAAAUGUUUGAAUGAAUCCCAAAAUAUUCCUUGUAAAGGUUUGUUAGCGGCUUGAGUGCAGAGAACAGCCGUCGUAUGAUUCUGAUUUUAAUUCUGAUCUUAGAAGCCGUUUGAUUCGGAUUCUCAUGUUCGGAGCCGUAUGAUUCUGAUGUUAGCAGCCGUAUGAUUCGGAUUCUAAUUCUGACGUUAGCAGCCGUAUGAUUCUGAUUCUAAUGUUAGCAGCCGUAUGAUUCUGAUUCUAAUCCUGACGUUAGCAGCCGUAUGAUUCUGAUUCUAAUUCUGAUAUUCGCCCCGCCCCAUAUUUUGGCGACUCCGAGUUCCAAUGCGUUUCCUGGACUGCUGUGUUUAUUUUAUUUUAUUUUUUUCUACUCCGUCGAUUUUGUUUCCAUCCAAGGAAGACCUGCUUAUAUUUUCCGGCGUUUCCGGUUCCUAAUGGUGACGUCACGGCGUCCGUCUCAAGCUCAAGUUCGUGUGCAGUGUCGUUGCAGUUGCGCGGUUUUAUCGAGCGAGAGGCGCAGACCGCGUUUGCUCCAGCGCUUCGGACCGGACCGGACUCUGCUCGGUCGCGAUGGACCCGUUAGACUGCGAAGAACCGGCGAAGCGGCGGCGUCCCUGGGCUCGAUUCUCGUCGUGGCUCGAGUGCGUGUGCGUGGUCACCUUCGACCUGGAGCUCGGACAAGCCAUCGAGCUGGUUUACCCUCCUGACGUGAAGUUGACCGAGAAGGAGAAAAGCAGCCUGUGCUACCUUUCCUUCCCGGAUUCCUACUCAGGUAAACGCGGUCAACCUUUGUCUCAUUUCAUCUCGUCGCGGACCGCCGUCGAAGCGCAACGGGCUUUCCGCGUUCCCGGCCUCGGCAUUCCCCAUCUUUUCGGUGGCAACGAGACCACAUCAGCCCGUCUUAAUUCCCAGCGGUCGCCGCUUCACUUUGGAACGAUCGCUUUCCGAAUCGUCGCGAUGAGAUCGGCGCCCCCUCGCGUUUCGGAUUGCCGGCUCGUCGUCGCGUCUCCACCUCGACGUCACGAGCCCGCGACUCCCCUCUUAGGCCUGUUCCGAGCAGCCCGGAAUCCAGUUUCAGAGCCCCUACUUUCUUCCCCACGUUGUGUGUUUGGAACCUCAACUUUGUUGACUUUGUUACUUGUUUCGUCAACGAAACGGCUUCCCGUCGUCGUCUCGCUCGGUUCUCCAGGAUCCAUUGGGGACACUCGGUUCAGCUUCAGGAUGCGUCAGUCGGUGGGCCGCAGCCGUCCCGGGCUCCCGGACGACAUUUACAACAGAGACGCCGUCGCCGCCCUGCAGAGCGAAGCGUCGCACUUCUACGGCUACGUUUACUUCCGACAAGUCAAGGAUGCGUCGGUGAAGCGAGGAUACUUCCAGAAGUCUCUGGUUCUGGUGUCCCGGCUGCCUUUCGUGCAGCUCUUUUACGCCGUGCUGGACGUCAUCGCCGCCGACUUCUUCCGGCGGUUGCGACCCUCCCUGGAAGCAGUGUGCGAGCAAAUGGACCGAUGGCCUUUCCUGGCGCCCGGACUGACCGUGACCCUCCCCCUGAUGGAUGCGGUCCUACAGGUCCGAAUUCCGUGCCAGAAGGACAACGCGGGAAGUCCGGUGAGGGCCCCGCCCAAGGAGGUCGCAGCAGCUCCACCGACUGCGCUGCCUUCCGUGCACGAGCUGGACCUCUUCAGGUGUUUCCAGUCGGUCCUGAUCCAUCUGCAGAUGUUGUGGGAACUCACGUUGCUGGGCGAGCCCUUGAUCGUCAUGGCGCCGUCCCCCACCGUCUCUUCGGAAACCGUCUUGGCGCUCGUCGGCUCCAUCGCGCCGCUCAAGUUCUGCUGCGACUUCCGUCCUUACUUCACCAUCCACGACAGCGAGUUCCGAGAAUACACCACCAAGACGCAGGCCCCGCCCAACGUGAUUCUGGGCGUGACCAACCCGUUCUUCGUCAAGACCUUCCACAAUUGGCCUCACGUGCUGCGACUGGGCGAGACAGCCAAGAUGCUCGGUGACGUCCCGAAGCAGCUGAAGGUCCGGAAAGCGGCCAAACUCAAAACGCUUGACGCCAAACCAGGAGUGUUCACGGCCUACAAGAGCUUCCUCCUCAAAGACAAGAUCCUCGUCAAACGGCUGCUGAAGGGCAUCCAGAGACGGAGGCCGUCCGAGGUGCAGAGCGCCAUCUUGAGGAGGCACUUUUUAGAACUGACUCAGAGCUUCAUCAUCCCGCUGGAGCGCUACAUGUCCAGCCUCAUGCCGCUCCAGAGGUCCGUCACGCCCUGGAAGACGCCGCCGCAGAUUCGUCCCUUCAGUCAGGACGAGUUCAUGUCCGUGCUGGAACGAGGCGGCCCCCAGCUCACCUCGGCGCUGCGAGGCGAUUGGACGGGACUCUACAGGAAGUUCUUCAAGUCUCCCAAUUUCGACGGCUGGUACCGCCGCCGUCUUCGAGAGAUGACGCGCAAACUGGAGAGUCUCCACCUCGAGGUCAUCUGCGAGGCUGACCUGCUGGGAUGGACCCGGGACAAAUCGGAGGUCGAGAUUGUUGACUUGAUUCUCAAGCUACGAGAUAAAUUGCUGAAAGCCGCGAGGCAGCAGUUGCAGGUGAAAGCCGACAUUUUGGGCAAAUUGGAAUCGCUGAUCGCGUCCGUCGUGAGCUCGCUGCCCAAAGACCUGCAAGACGUCCUCAACGCACAAUGACGCCCGCACACGCGCACUCACUCCCGAUAUUUCACGAGCACGUCAGGUCAGUGACUGUCACGCGAUUCCAUCAGUUUGUUUCCGAGCUCCCGCAGAAGGGAAACGUCCCGGACGACAAACGCUAAAUGAAGGACGUGAGACUCGAACGUCGCUUGGAAUUUUUGAUCUGCUAACGUUGAAUAAAAAUGCCUUUAUUCGGAAA